AUGAAGGAACUUGAACAUACCACAAGUCAUAUUACCGACUUCCGCUCAGGAAGGAGUGGUGGGGGUUUACGGGAAGCACCUGAACGUAGCACAUCAUUACCAGCACUCCAGCGGCGGACAGCAGAGAUGCAGACUAUAAAGUGUGUGGUGGUGGGUGAUGGUGCCGUGGGGAAAACUUGCCUGCUCAUCUCCUACACAACCAACAAGUUUCCCUCUGAAUAUGUCCCCACGGUUUUUGAUAACUAUGCAGUGACGGUGAUGAUCGGCGGGGAGCCCUUCACUCUGGGACUGUUUGACACUGCAGGUCAGGAGGACUACGACAGACUGCGACCCCUCAGCUAUCCUCAGACCGACGUCUUCCUCGUCUGUUUCUCUGUCGUGUCACCCUCCUCUUUUGAGAACGUCAGAGAGAAGUGGGUGCCGGAGAUUUCACACCACUGCCCGCGGACGCCCUUCCUGCUGGUCGGGACUCAGGUGGAUCUGAGAGACGACAGCAACACUCUGGAGAAACUGGCCAAGAACAAACAGCGAGCCCUGAGCUGCGAGAGCGGAGAGAAACUGGCUCGCGAGCUCAGAGCCGUCAAAUACGUGGAGUGUUCGGCUCUCACGCAGAGGGGACUGAAGAACGUGUUUGACGAAGCCAUCCUGGCAGCUCUGGAGCCUCCAGAAAACAAACCCAAGAAGCGCUGCGUCCUGCUAUAGGCCUCACAAGUGGAGGAAGAGGAGGAGGAGGAGGAGGAGGAGGAGGAGGUGGAGGAGGAUGGGAAUGGGAAGGGCGGGGACGAGGGAGACAGUGCCUUCAGCCGUAGAGUCUUAAUGUGGGUGUGGUGUUGGAACAGACGGGCUCUCGACGGGCUUUAUUUUCAUCAUAGAUUCAUGUGGCGAUAACAUGACUAACGCGUGUCAAAACACUCCUCACUAACCAGGAAACGGACUUUUAACCGCAGGAGGAGGCAGGUUGGGCAAUACAGACGUCCUGAAGUUACAAACGCUGCGUGGAAACAGAAGCAGUGUCACUUGAAUGUCUUACAUUAAUUAAACAUUAGUGAAGUGAAAGGAUUUAAAGGAGCAGUUCGCCCAGAAAUGAAAAGUCUUUUUCUCCUCUCACUCGUGCUGAUGAUGAGUUUCUUAGUCCACAAAACAUUUCAGGGGCUUUACUGUUAAACAGCUUUGCAGCUGAAGAAGCUGAAAAUUGAUUCAAAAAGACGUUGUUUUUACACCAUUUUUAUUAAGAUGAAAUCUUCGCCGUAGCCACUAAAUGUUAGAACGCACCCCGUGUGAAGGGGAUGCACAAGCUCAGACUCGCAUCCGUGACGAGAUGAAGGAGAACUCGCGACCUCUGCGUGCCUCAGUGUUUACCUGCUGCCUGGAUGCUGCCAGGUUCACAUGUUUGCGGCUACAGUGAAGAUUCUGCCUUAAAACCAGCAGCAGAUAACGUCUUCAGAAUCGGUUUGGAAUCUCAGGGCUUCGGCAGACUUUGAUGAGGCAAUGAGCUGUAUUGAGACAUUUUAUGUUAUCUUUCUUUUCAGUUGUUUUUUAAAACAAGUCUCCAGCUUCUUCAGGUGUUCAGCAGAAGGCUGCAACGCUGUUUUACUGUGAGGCUCCAGAAAUGUUUUGUAGAUGAAGAGACUGACUCCAUCAGCACGGGGCAGAACUGUUCCUUUAAAACACAUAGAAGAGGAGCAGGUGGAACAAACCCAAACACUCUCCUCGGGCUAAAAUCGUGCUGUUUUUAAUUUAAAGCGACACACAUGAAAACGUGACCCAGUUGUUGAGCAUCACUCCCCUGCAGCUCAGCGGUUCAUCAGGGGGUCAACGGUCGCCUUCGCUCGAGGAUUCUGUGUGUGGCGACUGUGACCCCAAUUCAUCCAGGAGGUUCAGAUUAUUCAGAGCAGAACUGGCCGAGGUUCAGUACCGACGCCCGCUUUGCAGUCUAAAAGACAUGCAGGAGGUGAUUCAUAAUCUAAGGAUCUAAAUGAUGCCUUUUGUCUCUCCUGACGUCUCGCUGAGGACACGUCACGUCCCGAACACUCAAACUGUCACAUCAGUGGCUGCAAACGUAAACCUGUUCCCUGCAUACCACCUAAAAUAAAGAGUUAAAGGAGUCACAAACAGGAUUUGAACGUCAACUAAUCAGUACAUGUUGAGGCUGUCAUGUUAGUGUCAGACUGAAGGAGCUGCUCUUUAUGGCAGGAAGCAGGAAAAUAACAGCAAAGGCUGACACAAGCCUUCAUUUUACUGCAGCAUCAAAACCAGACUUCGCCUCAGCUGCUGAAUCUUCAGCUGCCACAGUAGUUCACUCUGAAGGCCUUAAAAUAUUUUCUUGCUGCCAAAUCUUACAAAGUCGUGUUUUUAGAUCAGCACAGCGAAAGUUUUGGGAUGUUUUUCUUUUCCCGGCUGAGCCGAGAUGUCAGGAAAUUCAGUAUUCAGAAGUCAGAGGCCGAAGUCCAGGGGGAAACGGGGAUCCGGACUCUGCUGGAAAGCUCCUGGAGACAAAGUGUUUUGUUUUUACACUUUGGUUAUGUUUGUUUGUUUGCAAAGGAACAUUAAGAUCAGAUGUGCUAAUUAGUGAACUUUGGAGAUGCUGGUAGGGAUGCCAGCCCCCCCCCCGUGACGGUCUCACAGUCCUCAAGCCGACCGGGUAAAGAACAGUUUUGAAGUCAGAAUGAAAAGCCAGCGUUGUGCCUGUCGUGAUCUGACCUCUCCAGCUCUCUUCUCAAAAGCAUUUGAAUAAACUGUUAAAUGGGACAGGCAGACUUUUCACACACAGCCUCCUCAAACUGGAACCUGAAGUGCUCGUCGGUGUGUUAGCGCCUCCCGGAGGCCUUAAAGGGGAGUACCCGCAGCUGACGAGACGUGAAUCUCUAAAGUCCUCAGCUGUAACACAGAGGUGCCUUUAAGAGGCGCUGCUCAACACUGACACUGUUAGCUUUGUUUUGUGUUGCUGUUCAAAUGUUUGAAGAAGAAAACGCAGCCGAGUGCUUCAUCUGUUCAGAUUCACUCUGACACAACAUGAAAGAAAAGUUUUCCUGUCUUCGUUUCUGCUAAUUUAUACUGAACAAACCAUAAGAGCUCACUAACCGUGAACUGCUUUUUCUGUUUGAGGUGGAAUAAUUGGAGACAUAUUUGUAUAUAAUAGAUUAUAGUUUUAAGUCUUAAGUGCUCUUAAUUGCCGACUGUACUGGGCUAACAAAUUAAAUCAUUAAACUGAGGGUAUUCCCUGUGAAAACGAACUAAAAUUCCUCUUUGCUGAUUUAUUUUUCCAGUGUUUUGUAGACUGUGGUUUGUUUUGAUCACGUAUGGAUGAUUACAAGUGUUAUGUGUAUUUUUCUUAUCUCCUUAUUGUUUCUUGGGGAGCAUCUUCUUAGCAGUUUUUUUGAACGCUUGAGUUUUUUUUUUUUUUUUUUAGAGAUUUUUACUUUAAACGAUCAGCUGUAAUAAGCUUCUAAAAGCAGCGACACGACAACAGCUGGAGCAGUUAGUGCAGAUGUGGAAAACUGCUUCGUAUGGAAAGAUGAACGUUGGGACUGGUGGGUGUGCAGAAGCAAUAAAAACAGUUCUUGAAUGUUGCUUCA
This is a messenger RNA of Scatophagus argus, 3575 nucleotides long. RefSeq names its product cell division control protein 42 homolog. Gene Ontology annotation, biological process: modification of synaptic structure; small GTPase-mediated signal transduction. The record is from RefSeq and is a predicted model, not a curated record. Lineage: Eukaryota; Metazoa; Chordata; Actinopteri; Scatophagidae. Gene Ontology annotation, cellular component: dendritic spine. Gene Ontology annotation, molecular function: GTP binding; GTPase activity.